AUGCAACCAACGCAAAUCCUCCGCGCUGGAGGCCGACCCGGCUUCUGGACCCGAUCAAUAGAAGAGUUCAAACGACAAGCCAGCAUCGCCGUACAAAUGGAAGGCCUCCUAGUCCCCAAGAGGCCAUACUACCUCGCCAAGUUCGACAAACCCGACUCGAUUCCGCAAUGCAAACUCAUGUGCGACAGCAUUUCCUUCGGCGGCUACAGCAAAGCCAGCCUAACAUUCCAACCCGGAACCACCACAACCACCACAACCACCGACCCCAAAAGCGGCAAAGACUUAACCACAACGACGGAAGACCCCGACAAUCCUUCACACGCCCUCUUCAAAGGCACCAUCAACACCGCUCUCCCGCCCAACAAACCCGACGUCCAACGCUCCGGCUUCGCCGCCUGGCGCACACACGACCGAGGAAUGUGGCUGUUCGGGCGUCUCCUCCACGACAUCGAUCCCUACGGCUACCUAGCGCUCCGCGUGAAAUCCGACGGGAGGAAAUACUUCGUGAACAUCCAGACGGAAUCCAUCGUGCCCACAGACAUCCACCAACAUCUCCUGCCUUGCUUCAAACCGGGCCAGUGGGAGACGGUCGUCAUACCUCUCCACGCGUUUGUCCGGACGAAUUACGGAAUGGUCGUCGAGCCGCAGAAGGAGAUGCUAAGGCAGAAAGUUCGAUCGGUGGGGAUUGGAUUGACGGAUCGUGUGCAAGGGCCUUUUGAGCUCAGGAUCGCGGAGAUUUAUGCGACGAACAGACCGCCGAAACGCUCGGCGGAGAGUGGGUUCGAUACCAGGACCGAGGAGGAGGAGAGGAAGGAGAAAGAAAAUGAACCGGAGAAGAUUAUGAUUUGA
This is a messenger RNA of Dissoconium aciculare CBS 342.82, 849 nucleotides long. Its product is annotated as CIA30-domain-containing protein. Lineage: Eukaryota; Fungi; Ascomycota; Dothideomycetes; Mycosphaerellales; Dissoconiaceae. Gene Ontology annotation, cellular component: mitochondrion. Gene Ontology annotation, biological process: mitochondrial respiratory chain complex I assembly; mitochondrial electron transport, NADH to ubiquinone. The coding region runs from base 1 to 849 and encodes 282 amino acids. The record is from RefSeq and is a predicted model, not a curated record. The transcript has a single exon.